Molecule: messenger RNA, 1945 nt
Organism: Phytophthora nicotianae INRA-310
Lineage: Eukaryota; Oomycota; Peronosporomycetes; Peronosporales; Peronosporaceae
Product: CAMK/CDPK protein kinase
Exons: 2
Coding region: 193-1860 (555 amino acids)
Biological process (GO): peptidyl-serine phosphorylation; protein autophosphorylation; intracellular signal transduction
Cellular component (GO): nucleus; cytoplasm
Molecular function (GO): calcium-dependent protein serine/threonine kinase activity; calmodulin binding; calcium/calmodulin-dependent protein kinase activity
Source: RefSeq, a predicted model, not a curated record
ACUCGAUUCAACCUCGUCAAUGCACGUUGCGAGCGGAUACUCUACCGGAUUUUGUAUCUUACGUUGCGGCAACGUUGCGCCAAUUUCUGUACCCAUUGCCAGAUCCCGAUCGCUUUUUCGAGGGGACUAAAAAUCACACUCGCCGCCUCCCUCACUCCAGAUUCCUCCCGAGAGCAGUAGAUCCCCCACCUCAUGGGCAACAGCAGCAGCAGCAACGCCGGUGGCACAGCCAACGUGCGACCACACGGCAAGCGCAACAACGCGUCUCACCGCCGCGCUCAACAGCAAAAGGCAGCGCAGGCAGCACAAGUCGCGCAACAGGCAGCAGCUCCAGCAACCGCUCCCUUGCCUCCCGCUGCACCAGCGGCUGUGCGUCGCAACCCGCAGACACGCGAGCGCAAGGCCUUCAAGGAACUAAUUACCGGCGAAUUGCGCGACGUGAACCAGUCCUACGACAUCGAGAAGAAAGAAUUGGGCCACGGUCACUAUGGCACAGUGCGCGUGGGCGUGAGCAAGGCCACAGGUGAGAAAGUGGCCAUCAAAACCAUCCCCAAGGCCAAGGUGAGUCGUCCGGAGACUAUGCGUCGGGAGAUCAGCAUUCUCAAGACUCUGGACCACCCGAACAUCAUCAAACUCUACGACGUGUGCGAGGGCAACCGCCACUUGCACUUAGUCACGGAGCUCUGCACAGGUGGAGAGCUCUUCGACCGUAUCAUUGCACGUGGCCACUACAGUGAAGCUGAUGCCGCUGUGCUCGUCCGCAAGAUCUGCGACGCCGUCAAGCAUUGCCAUGACCGCGACAUUUGCCAUCGCGAUCUCAAGCCUGAGAACUUUUUGUUCGCUACUAAAGCCGAAGACGCCGAGCUUAAGGUCAUUGACUUUGGUCUGUCCCGUAUGGACGACGGGCUGAGUGCCGGUGUCAUGACUACACGUGUGGGUACGCCCUACUACAUUGCCCCCGAGGUGCUGGGUCGCCACUAUGACAAGUCGUGUGAUCUGUGGAGUAUCGGUGUCAUCAUGUACAUCCUACUGUGUGGAUAUCCGCCGUUCUACGGCGACACGGACCCGGAGAUCUUCGCUUCGGUGCGUGCUGGACGCUACGACUUUGACUCGCCCGAAUGGACCAACGUGAGUCAUGAGGCCAAAGAUCUUAUCAGUCACUUGUUGCUAGUGGACCCAUCGAAGCGUCUGACUGCUGAAGAAGUGCUGCGUCACCCGUGGAUCUCUGGGUCUGCUCCGAGAUCGAGUAUGACGCUGAACCCGAACAUCUUCUCGAGCUUGAAGCGCUUUACGGGCAACAACAAACUCAAGAAGGCUGCUCUUGGCGUCAUUGCUGACUUGGCUACUGAAGGAGAGAUUGCUGAACUCAAGAACCAGUUUAUGGCGAUUGAUACCGACGGCAACGGUGUCAUUACCGUGUCUGAGCUGGCCGAGGCUCUGCGUGAUACUGGGCUCGGUAUGAUUGAGGAAGAGGUGCUGGAGCUGGUCAAGGGCAUCGAUAUCGACGGAGACGGACUUGUCGACUACCCGGAGUUCCUGGCGGCCACCAUGAAGCGUAACCUGGCCAACCAGAAGGAGCAUCUGAUCAACGCAUUUAAUUAUUUCGACACGACCAACACGGGCCACAUCACCAAGGCUGACCUCGUACAGUUCAUGGGCAGCGAAGAGCAGGCGCAGGAAAUCAUCAACGAAGUGGACGCCAAUGGAGACGGAGUCAUCAGCUUCGAGGAGUUUGUGGCCAUGAUGAACCGCAAGGGAUACGGAGACGACUCGGAGAUGGAUAGUCUGGACGACAAUAGCUUCCUUUCGGCACAGUUCAACAGCGACAACGUCUCCAUCGUCAAGGAGACUGAGCUGUAGGCCAGAUACAAGCAGAGGAGACAACAUAGUCGCUGGACGAAUUAACAACAGAAAAAUCGCCUUGUUGGGCAUCAUUUUGUAUCAA